This is a messenger RNA of Labeo rohita (rohu), 2950 nucleotides long. RefSeq lists its product as uncharacterized. The record is from RefSeq and is a predicted model, not a curated record. Gene Ontology annotation, molecular function: DNA-binding transcription factor activity; RNA polymerase II cis-regulatory region sequence-specific DNA binding. The transcript has 4 exons. Gene Ontology annotation, biological process: regulation of transcription by RNA polymerase II. The coding region runs from base 379 to 1962 and encodes 527 amino acids. NCBI's taxonomy places the organism in Eukaryota, Metazoa, Chordata, Actinopteri, Cypriniformes, Cyprinidae.
UUCGGGAAGCACUUCUAGCCAGUCCCACUGCAGGACGAGAGCAUGUUUUUUGGACCAGCACGUAUUGUCCGCGUAUCGUUUAUGUUGCAAUGUUUAAAUGUGACACUGAUAAAAGAACAACAACCGGUUAUUAGCGUUAACUAACAGUAACACAAUAACAGUCCUCGCUAGUCUCUGCUAGCAAGUGCUUGGACUAGUGCAGAUUUGGCAAAACUAAAAAAUGGUUCGAUAACACACACCAAGGAUAUGAUGUGACAAUUUGGUUUUAAAAACGUCUAACGAGGAGCUUGAGGAUAAAUUGUUGGCUUUGUAGCGUGUUUACAUAACAAAGAACGUGGCUAGACUAUUCUCAGGCUUUUCACCCGUUUACUCGUCAUUAUGUCCGAAGUCAUCCAUUCGUUUCAGUCACAGCUGUCCGGGGUCAUGGAGACCGUUUUUAAAGCUGCCAUAUUUGAGAUCACCCGGCUCGUGGAGGAGAGUUUCGUGAAGGAAGUGUCCCGUAGUCGAGAGCAGGUAGAGACUCUCAAGAAGAGGCUCCAGUGGAGCGAGACCAGACGGAAAAAUCAAGAGACGGGUGUGAGGAGUCAGAGGUGUGCACAGUGUGACAAAGCCCGUGUGUGUAACGAGGAGAAAGAAGAAUUGUCACCACAAUCAGAAAAUGAACGCAGCCUCAAACAGGAGAAAGUUCCGGAUGGGAACUGGGGAAGCUGUGAGUUGGAGUCUGAAACAGUUUUGGGAAAAGAAAGAUCAGAAGACCAAACCAGCCCCAGCAAUACAACAGAGUCUGCAAGCACAGAGGACAGAAAACUGGACUGCGUGUUGAAAGAAGAGACUCUUUAUGUCAGUGCUGGUAAUAAGGAACUUCAGGAUGGGUGGACAUUGGAUACAGAAGGAGCUGAGACGUCUGAUUUCUCAGCUCACAGUUACAGUGAGCAGGAGCUGCAGCAGAUUCAGGAAGAGUGGAGCUCUGGACUUGAUCAGACUGCUGACAAUGAGACUUACGCAGAUAUCGCAGAUGUCCAGGGCCUGACGUACCGAACACGUUAUGACGCAGAAGAGUUAGCAAGCUACAAUGUGCAUGAACUGGACAUGCAUGAACUGGACGGUCUUGGAGAAAGAACUGAAGACAUGUUGGGUAAUUCAGUAUCGGUCGCAGUUGGCCCUGAUCAAAAUGACCUGGACCAGGAAGUUGGGAGACGUCACAGCUCUUCCCUUAAGAGUAAGAGAGGAAACAGAGGAUCUGUACCUGUGCAAGUCAACCCAGAGACAGAAGAUGUGAAUGGAGACAUGCACUGUUUACUUAUUAAUGCAGAUGGCCACUUGCAAGACAUAAAUUCCUUCAGUGAAGUUCGUGGUGGGGUUGCAGGAGGUGCUGGACAUAGAGGACACUCACUGUAUGUUGAGGACGCAACUAGUGGUGCAGUUUAUAAGGGACAUGCAUUAAAUCACUCUAAUGUUGGACAAGCAUUAGGAGACAACAGGGCUUCACUGAAAGCCUUCCCGCACUCCCACCGAGUUGGUUCAAGUGCUGGAUACACUUGUAACCAGUGCGGUAAGAAGUUCACUCAGGCCUGCAACCUAAAAGUGCACCAGCGUGUCCAUCAGCGGGACGGUCUCCACUUGUGCAGCCACUGUGGGAAAGGGUACUCAUCCUUCAGUGACUUGCGAAGACACAGAUGCAGUCAGACCGGAGACAAGCCCUACACAUGCACACUAUGUGGGAACAAAUUCAGCCGACUGUGGAAUCUCAAGCUGCAUCAGCGUAUUCACACACAGGAGAAACCACACAAGUGCACCAUGUGCACUAAAAGCUUUACCCGGGCUGACAUCUUGAAAGUCCAUCAACGUACUCAUACAGGAGAAAGACCGUACUGCUGUGGUAUCUGUGGAUUGAGCUUCAAACGAUUGGAUCAUCUCAGGUCACAUCAGCGCAAACAUAGUGCUGACCAGAACAAUCCAUGACAAAAAUGCACCAUGUAUAGUCUUAUGGUGUGUGCACAUGAAACGCAAAGCUAAUAUUCUCAUCGCGUUAUUGUUCUAAAUUAAUCACGUGAAUAAAAUCAUCACGUAAUGCUUUUCUCCAUUUUCUGAUAGAACCGGACGUGUCAAACUGGACAUGUCAAUAAGUUUCUUUAUUGACACAUCCAGUUGUAUCUAAAAAGUGUUUGUUUGAAUUGUUUAUAUUUAUGCUGUGUGCACACCAAACGCAAAGCGAAUAUUCUCAUCGCGAUAUGGUUCUAGACUACUUACAGGAUGUUUUUCGUGUCAUUUGUGCAAAUAAAAUUGUGUAAUGCUUUCCUCCAUUUUCUGAUAGAACCAGACAUGUCAAACUGGACAUGUCAAUAAGUUCUUCACGGAUUAACGUGAAAACUCAGCAUGUAAAUUUUCCACUUGAGUUGAAAAUUUUCACCUCAUUUAUCAAAUAUUUGCUACGUGAAUGGUGUGCACACAUCAUUAGUUUUUUUUUUUUUUACUUUUAAAUUGUUGGAAGGUCAUAAAUCCAGACUGGACAUUAAUAUGAUCAGUCAGGUGUUUCCCAUAAAUCAUAACACUGUUGCUGUGUAAGUUCCCAUUAUAGGUAUUAUGUCUUCUGUAUAAUUUAAUUUAGUUUUCUCUAGUUAAUUCACCAAGAAUGAAUAUUUAUCAUUUACUCACCUUUAUGUCAUAUAAAACCGGUAUGGCAUUGUGGUACAUACAUCUGUGGUACAUAAAAGACUUUUUUUUUUCAGAAAUUUGUCAGGGUUUUUUUUUUCGUCAACUGUUUUCCAGCAUUCUUUAAAAUGUCUUCUGCUGAACAGAAAAGAAUAAAAGCAGGUUUGAGAGUAAUUAGAUGAUGACAGAAUGCUCAUUUUUGGAUGAACUAUGCUUUUAAGUGAUGCUAUGCAUCACUUAAAAGUUUGAAUAUUGUGUACUUGUGAUGCAUACUUGUUCACUCAUUUUGAAAAAAAAU